GUUUGACUAAUUAAAAGCAACGGAGAGUGUGUGUGUGUGAGUGUGUGAGGCAAUGGGAAAUCCGUCGUCGGAUGAUUUCUCAGUGAUGGUUCUGGCGUCGGAUCUAGGCAUCGACGCCCGACCCUUUCUAUCCAACCCGCCGCCGGAAGACGAGAAUUGGCACGACUGCCCUUCCAAUUUUCCCUCCGCCGACGAUCAAAGCCUAGAUUUUUCCGACCUCGAUUCCCUCAGCUUCUUCCGCCGCGAAAAUGGCUCUGAUAAGUCCGGCAACCGUAUCUUCCGCAUCGUUGGAAAGUAUUUUCCUGCUCUUGUCAUCCCGGGAGAAAGGCUUAAGAAGUAUGUCUUCCAUAAGAUUUUGACAGAAAUGGAUGAAGGCCCUUUCUGCAUUGUAUACAUGCAUAGUACCGUUCAGAAGGAGGACAACUCACCUGGUCUUACAAUGCUUCGGUGGAUAUAUGAGGAACUACCUGAUGAAUACAAAGACAGGCUUCAGGUUGUCUACUUCAUUCAUCCAGGACUUCGAUCGCGACUUGUCUUUGCCACUCUUGGGAGACUUCUUUUAAGUGGAGGACUAUACUGGAAAAUCAAAUAUGUAAGCCGCCUUCAGUAUCUCUGGCACGACAUAAAGAAGGGACAGGUCGAGAUCCCCGAGUUUGUUCAACAACAUGACGAUAUCCUGGAACACAGACCGCUGACAGAUUAUGGCAUCGAACCAGAUCCCAUGCAUUUAAUGGAGGUCCCAUCCACGGCUUAUUCAUAUGGGAGGUACGACAUGGGGUGGUCAUCCAGAGAAGGUAGUUCUUAGUGGUAUGAUCUCUCGUUGUUAUCGUUUUGUGUUUGUGUAAUGCACGCUCUGGUGCGUCUGUUCGGCUUAUUAUACUGCUCUAUGGGUGUGGAUUUUGUUAAUAUGGUGGCUCCCUAUGUAUAUGAAUAUAUGAUGACCAUUUAGCAGUAAAUCUUGUUUUUGUUAUGGAUA
Molecule: messenger RNA, 976 nt
Organism: Salvia hispanica
Lineage: Eukaryota; Viridiplantae; Streptophyta; Magnoliopsida; Lamiales; Lamiaceae
Product: SEC14 cytosolic factor family protein / phosphoglyceride transfer family protein
Source: RefSeq, a predicted model, not a curated record